AUGAUUCCUGCCAUCUUGUCUAUCGAGGACUGCGCCGACUACUCCAAGACGGUGCAGCCCUUCCUCCCCCAGCUCUAUGCCCUGCCGCAGGUGCUCAUGAACAACGGCGCCAACCUCGCCGGCCUCAAAGACAUUUACCUCCAAACGAACCCGCUCGUCACCGGAUUUUCCUUUUCUGUCCUGCUUGGCGCCGUCUUCCUUGCCGUCUCGGAGCUCAAUCGCAACUACUCCCAGGUCGACCGCCUGUGGAGCAUCCUGCCCAACCUCUAUGUCAUUCACUUUGCCGUCUGGGCCCGUCUCGCUGGCCUGCCGUAUCAUCGCCUAGAUCUGGUAGCAAUCGCUACUACCGCUUGGAGUAUUCGCCUCACCUUCAAUUACUGGCGCAAGGGCGGUUACAACGUUGGCUCUGAGGACUACAGAUGGUGCAUCGUUAUGAAGCAUGUGUCCAAGCCCGUUUUCUUUCUCUUCAACGUCACCUUCAUCUCCUUUAUCCAGAGCGUUCUGCUCUUUGCUUUCUCUGCCGCCCCCACCUAUAACAUUCUUCUCAGCACGCGCUUCGAGCCCGAGAUCACCAAAGCCGACUGGAUGUACUUUUACAUCAUUCUGAGUCUCGUGCUGAGCGAAUGGAUCAGUGACGGCCAGCAGUGGGACUACCACCAGGCCAAGCACUCGUACCUCAAGACGGCCAAGGUUCCCAAGGGCUGGUUCCAGGAGGAGCUUGACCGUGGCUUCCUCACCAGCGGCAUGUGGGCCUACAGUAGACACCCCAACUUUCUCGCUGAGCAGGCCAUCUGGUUCGUCCUCUACCAGUGGAGCUGCUUCGCCACCAACACCCUCUACAGCUGGGCCGGCGCCGGCUCCUUGGCCCUGAUUGCCCUCUUCCAGGGGUCUACCUGGCUCACGGAGCUCAUAUCUUCUGGAAAAUACUCCGAGUAUACUCACUAUCAGAAGCAGGUGGGCAUGUUCAUACCCACAUCGUUCAAGGGCUACACGCCGCCCGCCCCCAAGACGCCCAAGGUUAUCCGCACGAGCGAACUCGCCAAGCAUCUGGAAGAGAAGGAGAAACAAAAGCAGUGA
Molecule: messenger RNA, 1077 nt
Organism: Beauveria bassiana ARSEF 2860
Lineage: Eukaryota; Fungi; Ascomycota; Sordariomycetes; Hypocreales; Cordycipitaceae
Product: DUF1295 domain protein
Exons: 4
Coding region: 1-1077 (358 amino acids)
Cellular component (GO): membrane
Source: RefSeq, a predicted model, not a curated record